Heterobasidion irregulare TC 32-1 is the source of this 741-nucleotide messenger RNA. RefSeq lists its product as uncharacterized. NCBI's taxonomy places the organism in Eukaryota, Fungi, Basidiomycota, Agaricomycetes, Russulales, Bondarzewiaceae. The record is from RefSeq and is a predicted model, not a curated record. Bases 1 to 741 code for a protein of 246 amino acids. The transcript has a single exon.
AUGUCUAGCUCUUUAUCAACAGAAUUGCCUUGUGCCAUACUUGAUUUACUCAUUCUGUAUCUGAUCUGCCUUGUCCGUGUCACUUCUACAUUGGUUCCCAAUCCCAGGGAGGACAUAACUUAUGCGACCAUCUCUGAGUUUCUCCGCCUUCAUGACGAGCCUCUAAGACAAUUUAUUCAAAUGCCUCAGCCAAAGCUCAGAUGGAAUCAUACUUCCACACGCGACAGACGAGAAGAGAUCCCCGAUUUUGGCUUAAUCAAUAUGUCGCUGCUAGCACCACACAUCAGGCUUCGCGCCGGAAUCGAGGCAAAAAGACUUUUGCCUAUUAUGAAGAAUCUUCCUACACCCUUGUCACAAGAAGGGAAUAUGGAGGUAAUAAACCUUCUGCAUGCUAUGUACUACCAGGGUGAAGAUCAGGCCAAAGCUGCAGUCAGAUCAGAAUAUGUCUCCGACAAUGUGCCCAUCCCCUGGCUUUUAUUCAUUGGCCCUUAUUGGACUCCUGUAUUGUAUGGCCCUUUCACCCCCCAGGAACUCUCUGUGCGUGUCCACAAGCACCACCCUAGCGCUGACUUUCAAGACUCUGUGAAUGCUAUGAAUAAGCUACUGGGAAAACCUCAAGUACGACCAUUGUUUUUGCUGGGUACUAUUGCGGCACGCAAUAGGCUGGAACAAUUUAUUCAAGAAACCGAUGUUCUAGCUCAACCACUUGUCGAGGCUGCCGGAGAGUAUACUGAACUCUAA